AAGUGCGUUUCGUGAAAUGCAGUCAUUUCAAGCUCUGUUUUGUUUGUUAAUUUUGUUUCCGAUUUACCUGGAAGCUUAUCGGUAUCUCGAGGAACCCUGUGGACCCUCUCACUUAACUUACAGAAUAUUCAAUGGCUCGAAUGCUGAACAAUCAGGCUGGAUGGCAGCCAUAUAUAGUUCAAAUUCGUUUUUGUGUGGCGGGUCGCUGAUACACAAACGCUUUAUAUUAACUGCUGCUCAUUGUGUAACUGGUCAACAAAACUUACUCGUCUACUUGGGAGCAUACAACAAAAGUCAACCCACAGCUCAGUACAGAGUCGUCCACGUAGAGGUGCACAGUUCAUAUGGAUUUUAUGUGAAUGAUAUAGCCUUACUCAAGCUGUCCAGUAGCGUUGCCUACAAAGACUCAGUCUAUCCAAUCUGCAUUGUACUGGAUAAGGAAAUUAAAUACCAAGUAGAGAACACUCGGUGGUUCAAUGCUUUUGGAUGGGGAAAAAAACGUGACGGCCAGUUUAGCGACAUUCUUCAAACGGUUACACUUAACAACUUACUUCGAGCCGAGUGCGAAAAGAGGCUCGGAGUGCAAAUUACUUCCAAUCGGAUUUGUGCUGGAGGUUCAUCUGGAGAUACCUGCAGUGGUGAUUCAGGUGGUCCAUUGACCACUGAAUACAAUGGUCGCCAAACCCAGAUAGGGAUCAUAAGCUACGGUUUAGACAAUUGCAAUGGAUUUGGAGUUUAUACAUGUGUGACUAGCUAUGUGGACUGGAUUGAGGAUACUAUAAAAAGGCUGGAUUAUAAGGAUGACGUUAACUCCCAAGGCUUACGCAAUAAUGAAAAUAUUUGGUUGUAUAGAGAUUGCGGUGGUAAAGAUAUAAACGAUCAAUUGGACGUGUUCAUUGUUGGAAUGGUUCAUAAAACCCAGGGCGUGCUGAUCACAGACCGUUUCGUCCUUACACAUUUCACAGACUUACCAUGGCUUCGAAUGUUUAUAACUGUGACUAUGAAGCAUAGGUCUAGAGUCAUUGGAGAUUACGAAGUUGACUCAAUCUUUAGGCAUCCGGAUUAUUCAGUUUACUCAAAUGAUAUAGCUCUGAUAAAACUUAGUCGACGUGUGAAUUAUCCCAAUGGAGUAAAACCGAUCUGUCUGCUCGCAAAAGAAAACCAACUGGUUUCCCUUGGGAUGGGUAGUGAUCCCGGUAUCAUUGGUCCCAACGAUUGUAAACUCAGACAUGGAAUAUCCAUCCAACCUACGCAAUUUUGUAAGAAGUUCGAGACCGAUAACAUCGACUCUGCUGGCCUUCUUGUUGGACAAAAUGUACAUUAUUUGUCAAGGAAUUGGCUGGUUUUGCAUGGUAUUGCUAGCUAUUCAUCUAAUGGUCUGUACGUUUUUGAAAAUGUUCUAAAGCACAUGGAUUGGAUUACGAGUACUGUAGAUAAAAAUUAAUAUAUAACUCUUGCAAUAUGUCAGGAACCGCAAUGAAUUAAUUUAAGGAACUGAUUCAAAUACAUUUUCGAGAAUUUGUAAUUCGAUAAUUUUAUUUUUCAAAAAAAUUGUACUUGACCUAAAAAAAUUUAAAGUAUUUUUUAACUAUUGAAAUGGUUUCGCUCGAUUCUUACUGAAUUUUAUAUUUUUUCAUAAAGAAUUGACCAUUUAAGGGUGUCAAAUGACAUCUUUCAUUCUCAAAUUCUAGAGAAUCCUGCGCAGCGCAAGUUUGCUUCAGCAGAUAACUGUAAAAA
Messenger RNA from Drosophila suzukii, 1737 nucleotides. Its product is annotated as serine protease 44-like. The record is from RefSeq and is a predicted model, not a curated record. Gene Ontology annotation, molecular function: serine-type endopeptidase activity. Gene Ontology annotation, biological process: proteolysis. NCBI's taxonomy places the organism in Eukaryota, Metazoa, Arthropoda, Insecta, Diptera, Drosophilidae.